GCCCGGGAAGCGCCCCGUCCCCGCCUCUCUUCGCCCUCGUUCCCCGUGUGAAUUGCUUUCGGAUCGCUCGCUGAGUAGCGCCUUGGGUGUCUUCCUGAACAGGUCUCCGUGUCCUUCCGCAGGUCCCCAUUUCAGCCAUGUCGGACAAAAGUGAGCUGAAGGCGGAGUUGGAGCGCAAGAAGCAGCGAUUGGCUCAAAUCAGAGAGGAGAAGAAGAGAAAGGAGGAGGAGAGAAAGAAAAAAGAAACUGACCAGAAGAAAGAAGUUCUUCCUGUACAAGAAGAAUCUGAUCUUGAAAAGAAGAGAAGAGAAGCUGAAGCAUUACUUCAAAGCAUGGGGUUAACACCUGACUCUCCCGUUGCCGUGCAACCUCUGCGAGUAGUAACAGCGGAUACCUGUCUGUUUCACUAUUUAGUCCCUCCUCCUACCUCUCCGUCUUCCAAAUCCGUGAGUACGCCAAGCGAGGCCGGGAGCCAGGACUCCGGAGAUGGUGCUGUUGGAUCCAGGACGCUGCAUUGGGAUACUGAUCCAUCAGUUCUUCAGCUCCACUCUGAUUCCGAUCUGGGACGUGGACCUGUUAAACUUGGAAUGGCCAAAAUUACACAAGUUGACUUUCCUCCUCGAGAAGUUGUUACAUAUACAAAGGAGACGCAAACACCUGUUAUGACUCAGCCAAAGGAAGAUGAAGAAGAGGAAGAUGAUGUUGUUGCACCAAAACCAUUAGUCGAACCUGAGGAAGAAAAAACAUUAAAAAAAGAGGAGGAGGAAGAAGCUGCCCCUCAUGAACUUACAGAAGAGGAAAAACAACAAAUUUUGCAUUCUGAAGAAUUUUUAAGUUUCUUUGAUCACUCCACAAGGAUUGUUGAAAGAGCCCUUUCUGAGCAAAUCAACAUUUUCUUUGACUACAGUGGAAGAGACUUAGAGGACAAAGAAGGAGAGAUUCAAGCAGGAGCAAAACUGUCAUUAAACAGGCAGUUUUUUGAUGAACGUUGGUCAAAGCAUCGUGUUGUCAGUUGUUUGGACUGGUCAUCUCAGUACCCAGAAUUACUUGUAGCCUCUUACAACAACAAUGAGGAUGCACCUCACGAGCCUGAUGGGGUCGCCCUUGUAUGGAAUAUGAAGUACAAGAAAACUACCCCAGAGUAUGUCUUUCACUGCCAGUCAGCAGUGAUGUCAGCUACAUUUGCAAAAUUUCAUCCCAAUCUGGUGGUUGGUGGCACAUACUCAGGCCAGAUAGUGCUAUGGGAUAAUCGCAGCAAUAAGAGAACCCCAGUGCAGAGAACUCCACUGUCAGCUGCUGCUCACACGCACCCAGUGUACUGUGUGAAUGUUGUUGGGACCCAGAAUGCUCAUAAUUUGAUUAGUAUCUCAACUGAUGGGAAAAUAUGCUCUUGGAGUCUGGACAUGCUUUCCCAACCACAGGACAGCAUGGAGCUGGUUCACAAACAGUCCAAGGCUGUGGCUGUUACCUGCAUGUCUUUCCCUAUUGGAGAUGUCAACAACUUUGUUGUUGGCAGUGAAGAAGGCUCAGUGUACACUGCAUGCCGUCAUGGCAGCAAAGCUGGAAUCAGUGAGAUGUUUGAAGGACACCAGGGACCAAUCACAGGUAUCAACUGCCAUGCAGCAGUUGGACCUGUAGACUUCUCACAUCUUUUUGUCACCUCUUCUUUUGACUGGACAGUAAAGCUUUGGACAACUAAGAAUAACAAACCUCUCUACUCCUUUGAAGACAACUCAGAUUAUGUGUAUGAUGUGAUGUGGUCUCCAACUCACCCUGCCUUGUUUGCCUGUGUGGAUGGGAUGGGCAGACUUGACCUGUGGAAUCUCAACAAUGAUACUGAGGUACCAACUGCAAGCAUCACUGUGGAGGGCAAUCCUGCUCUGAACCGUGUGAGAUGGACACAUUCUGGGAGAGAGAUUGCUGUAGGUGAUUCAGAGGGACAAAUAGUUAUAUAUGACGUGGGAGAGCAAAUUGCUGUUCCUCGUGGUGACGAGUGGACUCGCUUUGGUCGGACGCUGGCAGAAAUAAACGCCAACAGAGCUGACGCAGAAGAGGAAGCUGCGACCCGAAUCCCGGCCUAGAGCUGGAAAAUAGGCAGCACUGGUAGAUUUGUGAAUGAUUUGAUGCAAAUCCUAAAAGUGCAAGCAUGUGUCGGUUCAAAUCAUAGCUUAAGGGAGGAAUGUAUGGAUUCAACUAUGGACUUUGAAAACAUAUUAAGAUCACUGAAAAUCAGAUCUUGCAUUGUCACUUUUUAUAUAUAAAUUACAAGCACAUUCUUGGAUUUGUGUAACUUUUAAUACAGUUAACUUUGACUCUGCAAGGAACUUACUUUGCUGAAACACUAACCUGGUAUAAAUUUGCUACUUGGCUUCUGAAAAUUCCAGUCUGAAACAGUAUCUUUCUGAAAAGUAGAAGUUCUGUUCCUAAAACUUUCUGUAUUACACAGACUAACCUUCAUUAGGUAGUAAAUGUCUGAAGCAUUCUUUAAUGAACUCCUCAAAUUACCCAUGGAUAUGCAUGCAUAUGUUCCAAGUAAAUGUCAUUGUUCAUAUAUAGAUAAGCCUCAGACUCUGGUAGUGGGUAAUAUAUGUGAAUAAAACUUGUCUGUAGUUACAAACUUACUUGAUAAUCCACCCUGAAUUAAUGAAAUACAUAUUUAAUACCAAGUUCUUUUUGUCUGAAUUGGUGCAUUAAAAGGUGAGAUUGAUUCAUAAAUAAAUACGAGAACUUGUCAGCUGCCCUGACCUCUAAUCUGUGUCCCUGCAUUAGUUUAAAGUUUCUGGGAGCUGCUCCUUUUGUUUUACUAUACACAUCACAGAAUUCUUUUCUACCUUCAACCUCCACUUCUUACCAAAGCCAUUGGCCAAUAGGAAAAAGGCUAUUGUCAAAUUUUUCUUUUCCAAAGGAUAAGGAACUAGAUUUUUACUUAAUUUCUAUGGCAUGAUGAUUUGCACAGGCUUGCUACUAAUUUUCUGUAUUAAGUUAAAGGAAGAUUUUUUUCAUUGAUUUUUAACAUUUUUGUUGAAAACAAACUUUGUAAUGGCUUCAAACAGAAUAGUUGCAAUUUCUGUUAAAGGUUAAUUUUUUUCUUUCUUAGCACAUUAUAAAGUUUAAAGGGCUGGGGGCCUAUAGUUUGCUUUUGGGUUGGUUUUGGUGGUUUUGAGGUUUUUAAUGAAUAUUCUGAGUUGUAAUAAUUAGAUUCUAAACCAGUAUUGAUGCCUUUAACUUAGGAUUCUACAUUUGUUUCUUCUGUUCUUAAAUCUGCUACAAGUUUAUUGUUUUCUCAGAAGAGCUGGUUUUAUAUGCUUAAAAAUAGGAAAUAGGCUUAUAUUUAUUGAUCAGCUUUGUGUCCAGAAGUAUUCUCCUUGUUUCUUCAUUGUUUGUAUUUUAACUUUUCUGUUUUGUUUGGAUUUUUUUCUGUUUCUCCUCCUCUCAGUUCUGUUAUGAGUAGUUUAUAGAGACAUAGGCAGCAGGAACAGCAGUUCUGUCUUCAGGAGGGGUUUUUUUUCAGUGGGUCUGAAAGUGAAAUGUGUUCAGGCUUCCAUUGGUGUUGGUGUGUUAAAAAUGUCUGUGUACCCCCCGCUUUCCCAUGCAGUCAGGCUGCUUGGUUUGCAGAUAUUUACCCUGCAUGUUUUCCUCAACCUUACAACAGCAGCUCUGUUCAGUUGAGAAGCGUGUGAACUACAUAAAGAACAGGCACAUCAUGCGAUGGUUUGUACCCUUUGGGCACAAGAAUUCUUAGUGAGCAGAGUGUCUGCUUUCAUGACGGUUUGGGGGGAGGGGGUGCUUGGGAUUUUGGUCGGUUGUUCUUGGGGGUUUUUGUCCUGAGAAUACAUUUCUCUCAGACUUUUUCUUUUCAGAAAUCCAGUAGAUGAGACUUUCUUCCAGUGACUGUUGCACACAAUGCAGGUCAUAUGGCACUAGUUUUGUGUAGUUUCAACCUUUUAGUAAUUUUCAUUUAUUAAAUUUAGUACUACUCUAUAUUCAUUCCUGCUUCUUUUCCUCCCUCCCAGAAUAGCUGAGUCCAGAUUAAAAAUGUUGUCAAACCCAUACCUGCAACAUGGAGACCAACAGUGAUGGUAGGUACUAUAAAUGACCAUUCUGGGAGCCAAACUGUCCAGUUUUAGAGCUGUAAGAAAUACAAAUGUUGUUGUGCAUUGUAAAGUCUCCUAAGGCCUUGAUCAAGUCAGUCAACAAGCUGUGACUAAGAUUAAAUGCCAGUGGUACCCACCACUUUUGUAUCUGUUUAGAAAAGCACAGGACAAAAUAUACAGAUACAAGAGAGGGUUCUUGGGAAGCCUGUCUCUGUCCAGAGAACUGUACAGAACAAGAAAUUCCUUAAACAGAAUAAUAAAGACAGGAAGCCUUCUCAUUGGGUUAUAUAUAUGCAUGAUGCAGAAUAGUGAUCAAACUCCCAAGGUCUAUUGUAACCUCUGGCUCACUUAAUAUUAGGCACCAGAAUAUUUUGUAUCUUGCUUGGAGGCUAGAGCUGAAGGAGGGCUUGUCUGUUUAGUGUUCAGUUUUUAAGAAGCCAUUUCUUCAUAAACUGACUAAAUCUCUGAUUGGUCUGCUAUCACCUGAAUAAGUAAAUAACAGAACCUUGAAUCAGUUCAUACCGCUGGGAUACGCUGCACUCUGGGGUGCUAAACCUGAGAAGAAACACAUAAACCUCAAGAUAGGAGGCUGCUGUGCUUCAGUGAGCAAGGCUGGAAACCCACCCCUCUCUUCUCUGGCUGCAAGGGCAGUAUAACUACUUUUCCUCUGGGACUGUGGAAAUCUAGACUCGCCUAUUUCCUCUGACAUUUUUGCAUUUAAAUAUUAUACCAGGGAAACUUUCAGCAGACGCUAAGCCAGAAACAGUUCAAGCUUUUGGUUUUUCCUCCCCUUUCACUUCCACUCAGCUUCCACUCCAAUCGGUUUUGCAUAUAAAAAUAAUACAUUAAGUAACUUUUUUUUUUUUUACCCCCACAGAAUAACGUAAUCUUUCAAUGGUACAAUAAUCUAAAAUAAAGAGAAUGCCUUCAAUUUUUUUAUAACAAGGUUUCUAUUCUGGAAAAAAAGCACUCUGAGUAAUAAGCCCUGUAAAAAUUCUUGAGUCUGCUAAUAACUGGCAAAUCUCUCCUUGUGUUUUAAAUGUGCUACCAUAGAGGUAAGAUCUAUUACACAUUUACUAUGACCAUGUAUUUCCAGAUAAUUCCUUGUCACAAAGUAGUGCUGCAAAAUAAAAUAUUGCCUGUGCUCAUCUAGUUACUGUAUCCUCUUACACUUACAAUCCAGCACAUGGCAUUUGAAUUCCUUUGCUGUAACUAGCACUGAAGUGCAUUCCUGCAAAGGCUGUGUCCUGUCCUGUACAUUCAGUAAGUGGGCGCAUCUGAUCUUUAAUCUGUGGAAGUUGUCCUACUGGACAACUUUCUCUAAACUCAAAGAAGUGAACUGAUGUGUUUUUAAACAUUUUAUUGUCACGAUUGUUAACAAAACGCCUUCAAAACAUCUGUACAUUUCAAACUAUUUUGAACUGCAAUACCCAUUAUAUAAAUGUACGUGUAUAGAUGCCCUGAUGUCUCUGUACAAAGAUGUACAAUAUGUACAGUAACAUUAAAUGCAAGCUGUGCAAGGCAAAGUCUAGGCUACAGCUUCAUGCCACCAGUUAAAACAAGGCAUAGAACCACAGCUUCAGUCAGUUCCUUGUGUGUAAAUAAAUAAAUGCAGGUAUGUAUGAAUAUUAGAAAGGAGCAAUUAGAUUUGCAAGCUCAGUUCAGCUAGAACACAUGCAGCUGACUGGGAAAAAUAUAGUAGUACUCUUGUGAACUCUUUCCACUGCAUCACUUCGUUAGGUUGAAACAUCUUUUCAGGAUUCAGCUGCUACUUUUUGCUUGAACUGAGGUGAUGCCAGGAGCUCGAAACUUUGGAAGAUAUAAACCAAAUUUAUUUUCUAUACCAGCAAAUGUAGCUGUAGCAAGUCUAUAUCCGCCUAUAUGUGCAGGGUUUACAGGAGGAAGAUCUGAAAUUCGAGUUUUUGGGGCAGCUUCUGAUCCAGCAGGUUUGCUGUUUGAACAAAGAAAAAGAAAAAAAGCCUUUUUGUUAUGAAAUCUAGACUAAGAAAUAACUGUAAAUAAAGUUACUCAGGCUUAAA
Messenger RNA from Pipra filicauda (Wire-tailed manakin), 6133 nucleotides. It is a transcript of the gene DYNC1I2, whose product is annotated as dynein cytoplasmic 1 intermediate chain 2. Gene Ontology annotation, molecular function: dynein light chain binding; dynein heavy chain binding. Lineage: Eukaryota; Metazoa; Chordata; Aves; Passeriformes; Pipridae. Bases 138 to 2081 code for a protein of 647 amino acids. Gene Ontology annotation, cellular component: cytoplasmic dynein complex. The record is from RefSeq and is a predicted model, not a curated record. The transcript is spliced from 17 exons. Gene Ontology annotation, biological process: transport along microtubule.